Fraxinus pennsylvanica is the source of this 2913-nucleotide messenger RNA. Lineage: Eukaryota; Viridiplantae; Streptophyta; Magnoliopsida; Lamiales; Oleaceae. The record is from the annotation of a GenBank genome assembly.
AUGGCAACUUUUGCCAGACCUGAGAAUGCUUUGAAACGUGCUGAAGAGUUGAUCAACGUUGGACAAAAACAUGAAGCUCUUGAGGCCCUUCAUAGUUUUAUUACCACAAGGAGGUAUAGAGCAUGGACAAGGACACACGAGAGGAUACUGUUCAAGUAUGUAGAACUAUGUGUUGAUAUGAGGAGGGGCAGGCAUGCUAAGGAUGGUCUUAUUCAGUAUCGUAGUAUCUGCCAACAAGUUAACAUUAAUUCGCUGGAGGAGGUGAUAAAGCAUUUCAUGCAGCUGUCCACAGAGAAAGCUGAGCUUGCACGUAGUCAAGCACAGGCCUUAGAAGAAGCUCUAGAUGUAGAUGAUUUAGAAGCCGAUAGAAGGCCUGAAGAUUUGAUGUUGAGCUAUGUUAGUGGUGAAAAAGGAAAAGACAGAUCUGACCGUGAGCUCGUCACUCCAUGGUUUAAGUUCUUGUGGGAGACAUAUAGAACGGUUUUGGAAAUUUUACGCAACAACUCAAGAUUGGAGGCUCUGUAUGCGAUGACUGCACACCGUGCCUUCCAGUUCUGUAAGCAAUACAAGCGAACUACAGAAUUUAGGCGGUUAUGUGAAAUCAUCAGGAACCACCUGGCAAAUCUUAACAAGUAUAGAGACCAGAGAGAUAGGCCUGAUCUUACUGCUCCAGAAAGCUUGCAACUGUAUCUGGAUAUCAGAUUUGAACAACUGAAAGUUGCCACGGAGCUUGAGCUUUGGCAGGAAGCUUUUCGUUCUAUUGAGGAUAUACAUGGGUUGAUGUGUAUGGUUAAGAAAACACCUAAAUCCUCCUUGAUGGUUGUUUAUUAUGCCAAGCUAUCCGAAAUUUUCUGGAUGUCAUCAGACCAUCUUUAUCAUGCUUUUGCAUGGCUUAAGCUCUUCUCAAUUCAGAAAAGUUUUAAUAAGAACUUGAGCCAGAAAGAUUUGCAGUUAAUAGCAUCAUCUGUUGUUUUAGCCGCACUUUCUGUGCCUCCUUAUGAUAGGUCAUAUGAUGCAUCUCAUUUGGAGCUUGAAAAUGAGAAAGAGCGAAGUUUGAGGGUAGCCAAUAUUAUUGCAUUUGAUGUUGAACCCAAAACUGAGAGCAGAGAAGUGCUUUCUCGGACGGUGCUUCUCUCGGACUUGCUAUCCAAAGGUGUAAUGACGUGUGUCGCUCAGGAAGUGAAAGACCUUUACUAUAUUCUAGAGCACGAGUUUCUCCCUUUAGAUCUGGCAUUAAAAGUACAGCCCUUGUUAACAAAAAUCUCGAAGCUUGGGGGUAAGCUUACUUCAGCUUCUUCUGUUCCAGAAGUGCAGUUGUCUAAAUAUGUUCCUUCACUGGAAAAGCUUGCUACUCUGAGGUCGUUGCAGCAGGUAUCACAGGUGUAUCAGACAAUGAAUAUUGAUAACUUAUCUAAGACAAUCCCUUUCUUUGAUUUCUCUAUCAUGGAAAAGAUUUCCGUGGAUGCUGUUAAGCACAACUUUUUAGCCAUGAAAGUGGACUAUAUGAAGGGUGCUAUUUCAUUUGGUAAUAAGAAUCUUGAGUCAGAAGGUCUACUCCAUCACCUGACCACUUUUGCAGAAUCUCUUAGCAAAGCAAGAAUCAUGAUUCACCCUCCUGUAAGGAGCGCAUUGAAAUCAGGGGAAACUCUUUCUGAUUUAGUGGAGACCGUGGAAAAGGAACACAGGAGACUUCUUGCACGCAAGUCGAUAAUUGAAAAACGCAAAGAAGAACAAGAACGUCAACUUCUCGAGAUGGAACGAGAAGAGGAAGCAAAAAGGCUAAAACUACAGAAAAUAACUGAAGAAGCAGAACAGAGAAGGCUUGCCUCUGAGUUUGAGCAAAUGAAGAAUCAAAGAAUUCUUAGGGAAAUAGAGGAACGUGAACUUCAAGAAACCCAAGCUUUACUGCUGGAAACUGAAAAACAUAGCAAGAGGAAAGGGAAGAGGCCGGUUCUGGAGGGAGAAAAGAUAACUAAGCAGUCUUUGAUGGAGCUGGCCCUGAGUGAGCAACUCAAGGACAGGCAAGAAAUGGAGAAAAAAUUACUGAGGCUUGUGAAAACAAUGGAUUACUUGGAGAGGGCAAAAAGAGAAGAGGCUGCUCCUCUUAUUGAAGCUGAUUAUCAACGACGUCUAGCAGAAGAGGAAGCUCUUCAUGAACGUGAACAACAGCAAGAGGUUGAGUCAAGCAGACAACGACAUGCUGGAGACCUUGAGGAAAAAAAGACGCUCGGUCGGAUGUUUGAGAGCAAGAAUUUGUUCCAAGAGAGAGUGGUUGGUCGUAGGGAGACUGAGUUUAACAGACUUGAGACAGAGAGAGAGGAGCGAAUCAACCAAAUUAUCCAGUCAAGGAAACAGGAAAGAGAGGUUAAGCGGAAAUUUAUACAUUACCUGAGAGGUGAAGAGGAGAGACAAAUAAGAUUGCAUGAAGAGGAUGAAGCACGGAAGCGUGAAGAGACGGAGAGGCGGAAGAGAGAGGAAGCUGAGCGUAAAGCCAAGUUGGAUGAGAUUGCUGAAAAGCAGAGGCAACGUGAGAGGGAACUGGAGGAGAAAGAAAGGCAGAGGAGAGAAGAGCUUUUGGGGAGAUCAAGUACCAGGCCUUCUAGAGUUGCCGAUCUGUCUGCCAUGCCACCUCCAGUGGAGGCAGCACCCACUGCUACUGCUCCACCUGCAGCUGCAGCUGCACCAACUCCAGGUAAGUAUGUGCUCAGGUCCAAACGUAUGUCAGCAGAAGGUGGUGGGGCCCAGGCCCAGCCUGCUGAAAGUGAUCGGUGGGUCAGUGGUAGUGGUAGCAGGAUGGACGAUCGUCCAUCUCAACCCAGUGACAGGUGGCGCGAUGAUCGUAGAACUUCCUUUGGUGGAGGUCCCCCAAAGUCAACCUCCACUUGGUCAUCCUCCAGGAUCCGUGAUCGUUGA